Sphenostylis stenocarpa is the source of this 2259-nucleotide messenger RNA. The record is from the annotation of a GenBank genome assembly. NCBI's taxonomy places the organism in Eukaryota, Viridiplantae, Streptophyta, Magnoliopsida, Fabales, Fabaceae.
AUGAACCGAUUGACAGUCCAUGACACUGCGCUCCGAUUUGGGUUGGCAGAAGCGUGGGAGAGAAAGACAAAAGAGAAGGUGUCUGAAGAAAGAGAGGGGGUAUUGGGUAUAUCUGAAGAAGUGAAGACCUUGGUAGUGAAAGAGGCCAGAGAACCGAUUGAAAAGGGUAGUGAGAGGGGAUUAGUUGCAAAAGUUGGGGUUGAGAAGAUCGCGGCGGUGUAUAUGGAUAUGGGUGCUACUGCUACAAAACUUGAAAGUGAUUGGGGGUGCUUUGAUUUCAAGAAAGAUCGUAUCUGUUACCAAGUCUUGCUAGUUGGCAAUGGCAUAAGCCAUUUAAGUGUGGCCACCGCCGCCGCCACCGCCACUUUUGCUAUGGCUAAAGAUGUGUGGAGCCGAACAUGUGGAUCUGCAUCUGCAUCUUCCUCUCCCAUUCCCAGGGAACGUGGCAAUAGAAGGCAACAGCAAGGUACUUACUUGGACCGCAGCGUGGACAUGGAAGAGCUAUUAGCGGCAAUGGGGGAGACCCAGAACGAGGAUGAACUGUUUGCGGUGAUGUCCCCCUACAGCGGGAGGCAGCUGUCUAUGCGCUUCAUGGUUUCCCUUCUCUCCCGCGAGCCCGAUUGGCAACGCACCCUUGCCCUUCUUGAUUGGAUAAACGAAAAGGCUCUCUAUUCCCCCUCCCUCUUCGCCUACAACGUCGUCCUCCGCAACGUCCUUCGGGCCAAGCAGUGGCACCUCGCCCACGGCCUGUUCGAUGAAAUGCGCCACAAGGGCCUUUCCCCCGAUAGGUACACCUACUCCACCCUCAUUACUUCUUUCGCCAAACACGGCUUGUUUGAUUCUUCUCUCUUUUGGCUCCAGCAGAUGGAGCAAGACAACGUUUCCGGUGACCUUGUUCUCUACAGUAAUUUGAUUGACCUUGCCCGCAAGUUGUGCGAUUACUCCAAGGCCAUUUCCAUCUUCACCAGAUUGAAAGCCUCCACCAUUACCCCCGACCUCAUUGCCUAUAACUCCAUGAUCAAUGUCUUUGGAAAAGCCAAGCUCUUCCGCGAGGCUCGCCUUCUUCUCCAAGAGAUGGCUGACAAUGCCGUUCAACCCGACACCGUCAGCUAUUCCACGCUUCUUGCAAUCUACGUUGAGAAUCAAAAGUUUGUUGAAGCGCUUUCUCUAUUCUCUGAAAUGAAUGAAGCCAAAUGCCCCCUUGAUCUCACCACCUGUAACAUCAUGAUUGAUGUUUAUGGCCAGCUUCAUAUGCCUAAGGAAGCCGAUCGCCUCUUCUGGAGCAUGAGGAAAAUGGGGAUUCAGCCCAAUGUGGUUAGCUACAAUACGCUCUUGAGGGUUUAUGGAGAGGCUGAGCUAUUUGGGGAAGCCAUCCAUCUGUUUCGUUUGAUGCAGAGUAAGGAUGUUCCGCAGAAUGUCGUCACCUACAACACUAUGAUUAAUAUCUAUGGCAAGACCCUUGAGCACGAGAAGGCUACCAAUCUCAUUCAAGAAAUGAAGAAAAAGGGUAUUGAACCCAAUGCCAUCACUUAUUCAACCAUAAUAUCCAUUUGGGAGAAGGCAGGCAAACUGGACCGGGCAGCUAUCUUGUUUCAAAAAUUAAGGAGUUCAGGAGUUCGAAUUGACGAGGUUCUUUACCAGACAAUGAUUGUAGCCUACGAGAGGGCAGGUUUAGUUGCUCAUGCCAAGCGUCUGCUGCAUGAGCUCAAGCGACCAGACAACAUUCCCAGGGAGACUGCAAUUGCAAUUCUUGCCAGAGCUGGUAGAAUUGAAGAGGCUACCUGGGUUUUCCGGCAGGCUUUUGAUGCUGGCGAGGUCAAAGAUAUUUCUGUGUUUGGGUGCAUGAUUAAUCUUUUCUCAAAGAACAAAAAGUAUGGCAAUGUAGUUGAAGUGUUUGAGAAGAUGAGACAGGUGGAAUAUUUUCCUGAUUCUGAUGUUAUUGCUGUUGUGCUGAAUGCUUUUGGAAAGCUGCGUGAAUUUGAUAAAGCAGAUGCUUUAUAUAGACAGAUGCAUGAAGAAGGGUGUGUUUUUCCAGAUGAAGUUCAUUUCCAGAUGCUGAGUCUAUAUGGUGCAAGAAAAGAUUUCAAGAUGGUAGAGUCAUUGUUUGAGAAGCUGGAUUCCAAUCCUAAUAUCAAUAAGAAGGAGUUGCAUCUUGUUGCUGCUAGCAUUUAUGAGCGAGCAGAUAGACUUAACGAUGCUUCCCGAGUCAUGAAUAGGAUGAAUCAAAAAGCAAUCAGAAGUCACGAUUAUACUCAGUAA